Molecule: messenger RNA, 866 nt
Organism: Rana temporaria (common frog)
Lineage: Eukaryota; Metazoa; Chordata; Amphibia; Anura; Ranidae
Product: sperm acrosome-associated protein 9-like
Exons: 1
Coding region: 133-831 (232 amino acids)
Cellular component (GO): ciliary base; sperm flagellum; acrosomal vesicle
Source: RefSeq, a predicted model, not a curated record
ACACACAGGAGAGUGAUCACAGAUCUCUAUAUCUCCGAGACUUACACACAGUGCCCUCAGGGGCUACCUAGCCUCAUCUACCUGCUGCAGCUUUCAUUUGCAGAGUGAAAGAACAUAGAAGACGAAGUCACCAUGAAUGUUACCAGACAGACCCUUAAGGCCCUGGAGCAGCGUACCAAGCUCCUGCAGCAGCAACAAAAGACUUUCAUUAAUGAAUUGGAGCGGACACGGGAAAGUGCCCAUGACAGAAUCAGACCCGUGAGGACCCUGGCACAGGUACGCAACUACUUAGACAAUCAUUGCAACAACAGUACAGAUCAGCGUAUCCUCACUCUGUUUUUGGAUGUCUGUGCGGAUCUGGCCGAGUUCUGUAUCCAGCUGGAAUUUAUGCAGAGGGACACACAAUCAGCAAAGGAGAUCAUAGAGCAAACCAUUACUCUUCUCAAUCCAACCAAUGACCUGUCUGGUCUGAGAGUCAAGUAUCCCCACGAUGUUUUGAAUCACCUCAGCUGUGACGAAGCGCGUAACUUUUAUGGUGGUGUCGUGAGCAUCGUUCCCAUCAUCCUGGAUAACAUCCGUGAGGCUGUGUUGAGGCUGGAGAAAGCCCAGCCACUUGCGGAGGACUCCGAAACCAUGGACAGGCUUGUGGCUAUUCAGAAGAACAGGCAGAAGCAACGCAAGGCAGAAAAUCAAGGUGCGAUACAAAACGCAGGGGUUCAGACCACUCUCAGUCAGGGAAAUGCCUCUGCCCUCUCAGUAAAAAGAAGGAAAGGCUAUCCACAGUCCUUCAAACCAGCCUGGAGGCCCUCUGGCCGCUACUAUACCACCUAAACUGGUUAAGUGGGCCUGUUCAUAUUGCUUUGGAU